CAUACACUAUCAUCCUCUUCUAUAUAUUCCUUCACGUCACUGCUCCGGCCGACUGUUACACUUUCCGGCAACUGAUCGCCGUUUUCCAUUUCUAAUCAUGUCCACCGCCAACGGUGAUGCUAAACAUAGCCGCUCCCCCUCUGUUGUCUACAGCGAAGUCCAGUCUAGCCGCCUUAAAACCUCUCUUCCUCUCCCUUCCGUACUCAAAUCCUCGUUUCAGGUCGUCGAUGGUCCUAAGAGCUCCGCCUCCGGCAAUCCAGACCAGAUCGCUAAGCUCUUCCCAAAUCUGUUCGGGCAGCCAUCAGUAUCCUUGAAGUCUGGAGGUUCAUUACCAGAGAAGAGUCUAAAGAUUGGUGUUGUUCUAUCUGGAGGACAAGCUCCUGGUGGACACAAUGUGAUUUCUGGAAUUUUUGAUUAUUUACAGACUAGGGCCCAUGGUAGCACAAUGUAUGGAUUCAAGGGUGGUCCAGCUGGAAUCAUGAAGUGUAAAUAUGUUAAGUUGAAUGGAGACAUUGUCUAUCAUUACAGAAAUCAGGGUGGAUUUGAUAUGAUAUGCAGUGGAAGGGACAAGAUUGAAACCCCUGAGCAGUUUAAAGAAGCUCAAGAAACAGUGAAGAAGCUUGAUUUGGAUGGACUUGUGGUCAUUGGUGGGGAUGACUCAAAUACAAAUGCAUGCCUACUAGCAGAAAAUUUCAGGGCUAACAACUUGAAAACUCGGGUUAUUGGAUGCCCAAAAACCAUUGAUGGUGAUUUGAAGUGUAAAGAGGUUCCAACAAGUUUUGGAUUUGACACUGCCUGCAAGAUAUAUUCAGAAAUGAUUGGAAAUUUAAUGGUGGAUGCACGUUCCACAGGGAAAUAUUAUCAUUUUGUAAGGUUAAUGGGUCGAGCUGCAUCACACAUAACACUGGAAUGUGCUUUGCAGACUCAUCCAAACAUAGCAAUCAUUGGAGAAGAGGUUGCUGCACAAAAGCAGACACUAAAGAGUGUUACAGAUUAUAUAACAAAUAUAAUCUGCAAACGUGCAGUAGCUGGUUUUAAUUAUGGCAUUAUUCUCAUACCAGAGGGCCUCAUUGAUUUCAUUCCAGAGGUGCAAUCACUUAUUGGAGAGCUUAAUGAAAUUAUAGCCCAUGGCACCAUUGAUAAAGAAGGAACAUGGAAGAAGAAACUUAGGAGCCAAUCUCAUGAACUCUUUGAAAUAUUACCAAAAACAAUUCAGGAACAGCUUUUGCUAGAAAGAGAUCCUCAUGGAAAUGUGCAGGUUGCCAAAAUUGAAACGGAAAAGAUGCUCAUUCAAAUGGUGGAAACUGAACUAGAGAACAGGAAAAAAGAAGGUAAAUAUCAAAAGGAUUUUAAAGGGCAACCACACUUUUUUGGUUAUGAAGGUAGAUGCGGUUUACCUUCAAAAUUCGACUCAAAUUACUGCUAUGCUUUGGGUCAUUGUGCUGCAGCUCUACUUCAUUCGGGAAAAACUGGAUUAAUUUCCUCGGUAGGAAAUUUGGGAGCUCCGGUUGAAAAUUGGACAAUUGGUGGGACCACAUUGACAUCUCUAAUGGAUGUGGAAAGAAGACAUGGCAAGUUUAAACCGGUUAUUAAGAAAGCAAUGGUGGAACUCGAAGGUGCUCCUUUUAAAAAGUUUGCAUCAAUGCGUGGAGAUUGGUCUCUUAAGAACCGAUAUAUUAAUCCAGGUCCUGUUCAGUUUGUUGGUCCAUCGGCUGAUAUCCUCAACCACACACUAAGGUUGGAACUUGGAGCUAAAGCUGGUGGUUAG
Molecule: messenger RNA, 1768 nt
Organism: Lactuca saligna
Lineage: Eukaryota; Viridiplantae; Streptophyta; Magnoliopsida; Asterales; Asteraceae
Source: the annotation of a GenBank genome assembly